Meloidogyne enterolobii is the source of this 3880-nucleotide messenger RNA. Lineage: Eukaryota; Metazoa; Nematoda; Chromadorea; Rhabditida; Meloidogynidae. The record is from the annotation of a GenBank genome assembly.
UUUAUUGGAACUUCUUGGCAUUAAAAAUGAAGAAGAAACAAUUAUUAAUAAAGAAGUAGAUAAUAAUCAAGAAUUAAAUAAAAGUGUUAGUCCAUAUGAAGAGCCUCGAGCUAAAAAACCUAAAACUGAACGAAAAUUUUCUGAAAAGCCAGGAAAUAAUGAAAUAAAGAAAAAUAAUCAAAAUAAUGAUAAUUCUGAUCAAAAUGGAAGUUUUAAUCAAAAUAAUAAUUACGGAGAUUUUGCUUCUGUAUUGCGUGCACUUACUUCUUCCUCUGCUAAUUUUGCUGGUGCUGAACAAUCAACAACAAAUUUAUUAGAUACUUCUUCUCCCCCUCUCUCUUCUCAAUUUCCUUCAAAUCAAAUAACAUCGACAGAUGAUCCAACAGCUUUUUUAAUGGCAACAAUGGCUGCUGCAGCAACCCAAAAUGGUGGAGGAAAUAACAAUAAUAAUCAGACAACGACAACAAAUAACAAUAAUAAUCAACAAACAAAUAGUGGAAAUCAAUCUCCUUCAGCACAGCAAAAACGAGCCAGAACAAGAAUUGGUGACGAUCAUGUUAAGAUUUUACGUCAGUAUUUUGAUAUUAACAAUUCUCCAAGUGAAGAACAAAUUAAGGAAAUGGCACAACGAACAAAUCUAGCUGAAAAAGUAAUAAAGCAUUGGUUUCGAAAUACUUUAUUUAAAGAACGUCAAAGGGACAAAGAUUCUCCAUAUAAUUUUAGUAUACCUCCACAAAUGAGUAUAGAUUUGGCUACUUAUCACAAAACUGGAGAGGCUAAAAUUGUUCCGUUAAUUAAACAAGAGAAAGAAGAAAAUGAAUCAAUGGGAGAAGAAAAGGAUAUUAUCAGAAAUGAUCAAGAAAAUUCAAAAAUAAUUGAAAAUUAUCAAAAUGAAAUGAAAGAUUAUUCUGACCAAGAAUUAGAUGAACAAGAAAUGAGUGAAGAUAGGGAAGAAGAAGAAGAUGGGGAAGAAGAAAAUAUUUUAAUUAAACAAAAAGUGGAAGAAGAAAAUAAUGAACAACAAAAAAAUUUGAAGAAAAAAAAUAAAAAAUUAUUUUUAAACAAAACUGUGGAUAAUUUAGGAGGAAAUGAAACAAAAUUAAAUUUAAAUGAACAAUUUAAAAGUAUAGAAUCUGUAGCUGCUGAUUUAUUGGCAAGUAUUGGUAGACAACAAAUGCAAAAUAAUUCUUUGGGGGAUGAAGGAGGAGAAAAUAAUUCUGGAAUUGAAUUUUCACAAGAAAAUCAACAAUUACUUUCACCGCCUCUUUUAAACGGCACAUCUUUAAAUUUUGACACAGCUGGACAAUUUGCCCAAUUAAUGUUUUCUUCUGCAGCCGCGGCUGCAGCUGCUGCUGGAAUACCUUCCUCCUUCUCUUCAUUUAAUUUAUUUAAUCCUUUUGUAUCCAACAAUUCUAUUGAUUCAAAUAUUUUACAACAACCAUCAGCAACAACAACACAACAACAAGUUGAUAUUAUUAGUCAAUUAAUUAAUUCAUCUUCUUCUACUCAACAAACAAUAACAACAAAUUCUUCUUCAAUUCCUUCUUGUUCUUCCUCAACUUCAAUUAAUUCAAUUACUCAAAUGAUACAACAAUCGACAGCAACAACAACCCCAAAUAAUUCAACUACAACAACAACAAAUAUAGUAAUGCCUGGUGGAGGUUCUAGUGGCAGAAGAGCAAAUCGGACUAGAUUUACUGAUUUUCAAUUGAGAACAAUGCAAGACUUUUUUGAUAAACAAGCAUAUCCUAAAGAUGAUGAUUUAGAAAUGCUUAGCAAAAAACUUGGGCUCUCUCCACGUGUUAUAGUUGUUUGGUUUCAAAAUGCUCGUCAAAAAGCUCGUAAAGUAUUUGAACAACAACCUCAUUUAAUGGCACAUCCAUCAAUUAUUGAACAAAUAACAACAGAAGGCCGUUUUGCCCGUACUCCUUCAUCAGCUAAUUUUCAAUGUAAAGUUUGUGGGCAAGUAUUUCAACGUUAUUUAGAAUUAAUUCAACAUCAACAAAGAAUUUGUUGUUCUGUUAAAUUAGAAGAACAACAAAAUAAUGAAGGGGAUUUUAAUGUUUCUGAUAUUUUAAAUGGAAAAGAGGAAAAUGGAAUUGAAGAAGAAGAAAAUAAACAUUUAUUUUUACAACAACAAUCCUCUAAUAUUGAAAGUAGUUCACAGGAAAUGCUUUUAUUUAAUCAAUUAUUGGCUGCUGCUGGAUGUUCACAACAACAAAUAAAUCAAAUGAAAACUGACGUUCCCUCCUCUAAUAACGUCUCAACAAAUGACACUUCCACAGGGCAACAAUGCCCACUCUGUGGUUUACAAUUUAAUUGUAAUGACAAACUUGCUAAACAUAUUUCUGAAAAUCAUUUUUCUUCUUCCUCUGCAGCAAAUUUUUUUAAUUUAAAAGAAGAAAAUAAUGAAAAACAACAAAAUCCUUUAGAUUUAACAAUUAAUAAUAAUCGUUUUAAUGGUUAUAAAACAGAAGAGGAAAUUGAAGAAGAAAUUGAAGAAGAAAAUGAAAGACAAAAUAAUAAUGAUAGUAGAGGAGGAGGAGGAGGAGGAUAUUUUGUUUCAAAUGAUCCUUCACUUUCUCCAACAAAUGAAGGAGGAGAAGGAAAUAAUGAAAGUUUAUUAUUAAAUGAAUCCUCAUUAGCUGCAGCACUUUUAUUGCCGUCUUUAUUUGGAGGGCAAAAACGAAUAAUAAAUGAUGGAAUAAAUCAAAGACAAAGACCUCAAAGUCAAUCAAAUAAUUCGAAACGUUUUAGAACACAUUUAACACCAAUGCAAGUUUUUGUAAUGAAGUCAUUAUUUCACGACUACAAAACUCCAUCAAUGCAAGAAUGCGACUCUUUAGGUCGAAGAAUUGGACUAACCAAACGAGUUGUUCAAGUUUGGUUCCAAAAUACUAGAGCAAAAGAAAGAAAAGCUGGUAGCAGUAGUGGAAGUGCUGAACCAGAAGAAUUAAUUCCUUGUUGUGGUUCUUCCAUUUAUUGCCAACUUUGUGAUAUGCCAUUUGGAAAUAAUUUAAAUAACAAUAAUAAUAAUAGUCAAUUACUUCAAGAACAUAUUUUUACUGAAAACCACAUAGAAAAAGUAAAAGAAAAAUGUUCUCAAUUAAAAACAACAAUUAGAGGUUGUUCUGUAAGUAUUGGUGGAGAUGAACAACAGAAUUUGUCAUUUUUGGAUGAAAAAAGAGAAGGAGAAGAUAAUUAUGAUGAAGAAAAAAUUGGUGAAAAUUGUGAUUGGAAUAAUGAAUUAAUUGAUGAUGGAGGGAUAGGGGGAGGAGAAGGAGAAAAUAAAGAAAGAAAUAAUCAGUCAUCUUCCUCUUCUUUAUCCCCACAACAACAUAUUGGUCAAUCAUUAACAGCUGCAGCAGCAGCUCAAUUACCUUAUUAUGCUUUAGCAGCGGCAGCUGCCGGUGGAAUUGGGGGAAUGCCAAUGAAUGGUUUACUUCCACCAUUACUUUAUGACCCACUUUUGUUCGGCACACCAGUUUCAGCACUUAAAGUCCCAGAAUCUGUUUCACAACAAAUUAUUACCGAUAUGUCUUCUGGAAAAGGACAAAGUUGUUUUACACAGGAUGGAUUAGAAAUUAAUAAAUUGGAGAGUAAAUUAGCUGAUAAUUUUGGAUAUUUAAGUUCUGUUGAUUUGGAGGUUGGUUGGGGUUGUCAAAAUUGUAAUAAUGUCUUUCAACAACCAGAAUUACUUCAAAAUCAUUGGAAAUUAAUUUGCCCGGCAGGAGAGGAUAUUGGUGCUUUUAAAUUGAUACAAACACAUUAUCAAUGUAAUCCUUGCCAGAAAAAAUUUGGAACACAGGAUGACUUUUGUGAUCAUUGCCUUUCUGUGGAACACAAAACAAAUUGUAGAGCAAAAAAAGAAAGCAAAUAA